AAUAAAAUUCGGUCAAUUUGGUUGAGUUCUUGUUGCGAUUUGCGCUCAAGUUUAUUUUCAUAAGAGAGAUAUAAAUGGUUAUUAAAAAUGAAAUAUCACAGCUUGUGGCUUUUUGUUAUAUUUCUUUGUGCCUGUUACAAUAAUCAAUUCGUGCAGAGCACACAUGAUGAAGAUAGCUGGAUCGAACCCGAUGCUUGGAGGCGUGAAGAAUAUCUUCAAAAUCCACAACAGAGCAAAAAUAAAUAUCAAAGUGAUGAAUCCUGGGAAGACUCGAAAUGCCCCGUAUGUAAGAACGAUAACCAUAGUGAAGAAGACGUCGCACUGAUGUAUUAUAAAAGACUCAUUGCGUACUUAUUUAAUAGCGACUUUUUCAAGCAAGAUGACUUAACUGGAGAAUUCACUCGUUCAUUAAUAUUAACUGCUCUGCCAGCUCAGUUAGAACAGCUCAAAAACUUAAAUGACCCGCGCGAUUUGGAUAUGAUUUUAUCAAAAAUUCUGUUAAAUACAAGAGUGCCUAUUCAAAUGCAAGCAAAUGGUAAAAGUGUUUUUGCCCUUAUUUGGGAAAUCAUCAAGGAUUUGGGACAGUUAUUGAAAAUUUCCGAGGUUCAAUUUUUAUUAGGAGCUGCUGGUUUACUACUGAUUGGUUGGCAUUGUCAUCGAAAAUAUAGCAUCGGUAUUAUUGCAAUGAUUGUCGGAGCCGUUGUGUGCUUUGGAUAUUUCCACACGUAUUUGGAAUGUAAUCGCAAAUUGGAAGCUGAACGUUUAUUAGAAAUGCUUGCACGUCAUGAGCAGUUAGCAGCGCAAGAACCCCGAUGGUACACGCCCAUCGUAAACUUUUUUACUUUCAGCGAGCAACAGGCCCAAAAGACCAAAAAGGAAUAUAUCAAACAAGCCAGUCAACUAAAUUUGAACUUCUGUCGACCCGAUCAUGUGUUUCUUCUGUACGCCAAUGACUUGUUCUUAAAGCAACUAACAUUUCUAAUAGACAAAUCUAUUGAAACAAUGGAAACACUCCGAAACACUUUGAGCUUUCCAUUCAACUAUAUCGCCGGCGGAAUGCUAGUAUUCCUUAUAGGCUAUAUUGUAAAAUUGACAUUCAAGUAUAUCCUAAGUCCACGUGCUUGGUACGGCGUAUGGCAACAACAUGAGUAUGCAACGCAUCGCGGUGGCCUCCCUGCAAGCACAGGUACGGCACUUCAUGAAGAUCGUAUUUCUGGUGAAAAUUUAAGAAUACUUUUGAACGCCAUUAGCGGCGCGACGUCGUCAAACCAGAUUUCGAUCAGCAAUACAACCGCCACGGCGUCUUUAACACAAGCAAUCGAGCAGGGUUCAGGCGUGCAGGAAAUACUGGCGUCAUUAGAAAACGGUAGCGCUGAUACAGCCUCUGACUCUUCAAUGUCCGAGAAGUUAGCGAAAUCAAAGGAAAAUUCGCCACAGAAGCAAACAGAUGAAACCGUUAACAAUAAUGCAACAGCAAAGCAGCAGGAUGUGUCGAAGAGUGAUGAGAAAGCACAUGAGGUAAAGUUUGAAGACGUAUCGGAUAAGGAAGCGUAACGAGCGUAGUACUGCUAACAUUUAUUUUUAUAUUAUAAUAUCAUUUAUUUAUUUAUUUUAAUUUAUCACUUUUCCAUAGAAAUAGUAGCGCUGUGUGUGUACAAUGCAACGGGCGGUUCAGAUCCUCCCAGUUGAAAAGGUUGGUCACAUCCCUCAAUUGUGGCAAAUGUAUACUUUGAAUAAGCAAAAUAAAAAACGCAUACGCAUAUACAACAAA
Molecule: messenger RNA, 1771 nt
Organism: Bactrocera latifrons
Lineage: Eukaryota; Metazoa; Arthropoda; Insecta; Diptera; Tephritidae
Exons: 6
Coding region: 88-1554 (488 amino acids)
Source: RefSeq, a predicted model, not a curated record